CGUCAAAUGUUUGAGCUAGUUUUCAUCCAACCAAUACUACAACAUUCAAAUUUCAAAGAAUAGAGGCAUCACAAUUAACUUGAUGGCUCCUCCUAUUACUUUUCCAUCAUUAGUUCCCAUGGCAAUGUUGAUCAUUGCUUUUCUAGCAUUAUGUCUAAUCCCUCAGCCUGCACAAGCCAUCACCAGACACUAUGAGUUCAAUAUUACAAUGCAAAAUGUGACAAGAUUAUGUCAUACAAAGAGCAUAGUGACAGUCAAUGGAAAAUUCCCAGGGCCUCGUAUUGUGACAAGGGAGGGUGAUCGUCUACUUAUAAAAGUCAUCAACCAUGUUCCCAACAAUAUUACCCUUCAUUGGCAUGGAGUUAGACAACUUCGUAAUGGAUGGGCAGAUGGACCAGCAUACAUAACACAAUGCCCCAUUCAAACUGGCCAAACUUAUGUAUACAAUUACACAAUUGUUGGGCAAAGAGGGACUUUGUGGUGGCAUGCACAUAUUUCAUGGCUAAGAUCUACUGUUUAUGGUCCUCUAAUUAUCCUUCCAAAGGAAAAUGUAUCUUACCCUUUUGUUAAACCAUACAAGGAAGUCCCUAUCAUCUUAGGAGAAUGGUUCAAUGCUGAUCCUGAGGCCAUUAUUAGCCAAGCACUACAAACUGGUGGAGGCCCAAAUGUCUCUGAUGCCUACACCAUCAAUGGCCUUCCAGGGCCCUUGUACAAUUGCUCCGCAAAAGAUACAUUUAAGCUAAAGGUCAAGCCAGGAAAAACAUACCUACUACGUAUGAUCAAUGGUGCACUGAAUGAUGAGCUUUUCUUCAGCAUUGCAAAUCAUACACUCACAGUAGUUGAAGCUGAUGCAUUAUACAUCAAACCAUUUGACACUGAAACACUACUUCUAACACCAGGACAAACCACAAAUGUACUUUUGAAAACCAAAUCUGAAUACCCUGAUGCCACUUUUCUCAUGUCUGCUAGACCCUAUGUCACUGGCCAAGGCACAUUUGACAACUCCACUGUUGCUGGAAUUCUUGAAUACGAAUCGCCAACGCUUCAUUCGACUAAAUCAGUGAAGAAAAUUCCCCUAUUUAAGCCUGUUUUACCUCCCCUAAAUGAUACUACCUUUGCUGCUAAUUUCAGUAAAAGGUUUCGGAGUCUGGCAAACUCUCAAUUUCCUGCUAACGUACCACAAAACGUUGACAAACGUUUGUUUUUCACAGUAGGCCUUGGCACGAACCCUUGUGACAAGAACCAAACUUGUCAAGGUCCUAACGGGACCAAAUUCGCAGCAUCGAUUAAUAACGUUUCAUUUGUACAACCUACAAUUGCUCUACUCCAAUCUCAUUUUUCUGGACAAUCAAAGGGUGUUUAUAGUCCUUUUUUUCCUGUCAAUCCUUUGAAUUGGUUCAAUUAUACAGGGAAUCCUCCAAAUAACACAAUGGUUAAUAAUGGUACUAAAGUUUUGGUACUUCCUUUUAAUACUAGUGUUGAGCUAAUCAUGCAAGAUACAAGCAUUCUUGGUGCUGAAAGUCAUCCUCUUCACCUUCAUGGCUUCAAUUUCUUUGUUGUUGGCCAAGGUUUUGGCAACUUUGACCCUAAUAAGGAUCCUGCUAAAUUCAAUCUCAUUGACCCUGUUGAGAGAAAUACUAUAGGUGUGCCAUCUGGCGGUUGGGUCGCUAUUCGAUUUUUAGCUGAUAAUCCAGGUGUUUGGUUUAUGCAUUGUCACUUGGAAGUGCAUACAAGUUGGGGAUUGAAGAUGGCAUGGCUUGUUUUAGAUGGAAAGCUUCCCAAUCAAAAACUCAUUCCACCUCCAUCUGAUCUUCCUCAGUGCUAAUUUCUUUGUCUUGAUUUUUUUUGGUCCUUUGUGUUUUGGUGUAUUUGCUUUAACAUUAUUCAUUUUUGUUGAAACUGACUGGCCUUUUCAUUGUCAUGGUCUUAAGGAGAGGGUGAAAAAUUUGACUGCCUUUUGUAACUAUUUUAUAGUAGGAUUCCCUUUUACAGUCUAUGCAAGUGAGAAUAAAUGGAAUUUUAUUUCUUUUAACUCUUUA
Messenger RNA from Capsicum annuum, 2039 nucleotides. RefSeq names its product laccase-17. NCBI's taxonomy places the organism in Eukaryota, Viridiplantae, Streptophyta, Magnoliopsida, Solanales, Solanaceae. Gene Ontology annotation, biological process: lignin catabolic process. The transcript has 6 exons. Gene Ontology annotation, molecular function: copper ion binding; hydroquinone:oxygen oxidoreductase activity. Bases 83 to 1825 code for a protein of 580 amino acids. The record is from RefSeq and is a predicted model, not a curated record. Gene Ontology annotation, cellular component: apoplast.